Molecule: messenger RNA, 1896 nt
Organism: Capronia coronata CBS 617.96
Lineage: Eukaryota; Fungi; Ascomycota; Eurotiomycetes; Chaetothyriales; Herpotrichiellaceae
Exons: 2
Coding region: 1-1896 (631 amino acids)
Biological process (GO): glycosaminoglycan metabolic process; carbohydrate metabolic process
Cellular component (GO): membrane
Molecular function (GO): beta-N-acetylhexosaminidase activity
Source: RefSeq, a predicted model, not a curated record
AUGCUUUCCCACGCGUUUGUCCUCCUUUUCUACAUCACCAAUGCCAUUGCUCUAUGGCCCAAGCCUGUGGAGUUCUCUACCGGCUCUGAGGUGUUGUGGCUAGAUCCUGCGGUCAAGGUUAUCUUGCGCUGCAACGGAGAAGAUGCCAUCUUGACUAGCCAGUCUCCUGGAUUUGGAGAAAUUCCCAUCUCAGCUUUCAUGAGCAUUGCCUUUCAGUUCGGCCAAAAUGUCUUGACUAGAUUUCAAGGCUUUACUUGGCAACGACGUUUCGAGGAAAGCAAAGAAGCUCUCACGGAAGCCUCGAUCGUACAGGGCGCUGUCCACGAAGCUAUCAAAUCGAUACGCGAUACCAGAUAUGUCCCAUGGAAGCUUCAUGGAAGGCACUCGACUUUCGAACCUGAUGUUACGGCUGAGCGCCAUCACCUAUCUAUGUUGCAGAUACAGCAGAGUUACUGCCCUGAUGCUGAAAGUUUCGACCCCGUUACUUUCUUUGCCGCCGAUGAAUCUUAUGACAUUGUCAUCGACAAUGCAACAGCGACAAUUCAGACCAAUGGUACAAUCGGCAUAUUGUGGGCGCUUCAAACUUUCCAGCAAUUGUUCUAUGCGCACUCGUCCCAUUCGGGAUCGUACUUACCAAAUGUGCCGAUGCGAAUCGUUGACCGCCCAAAGUGGCGUCACCGGGGAUUGAGCAUUGACAUAGCUCGAAACCCUUUCCUCCCUUCAGACCUAAUACGUACGAUCGAUGCAAUGGCACGGACCAAGAUGAACAGAUUGCACAUUCAUGCCACAGAUUCUCAGAGUUGGCCACUUGAGAUUCCGUCACUGCCUGAUCUAGCCAGGAAAGGUGCCUACCAGCCUCACCUAGUUUGGACCGCCCAUGACCUCAACGAGAUUCAGGUUCAUGGCGCCUCCCGGGGUAUAUCGGUAUUUGUCGAGAUUGAUAUGCCAGGCCACACAGCAUCUGUUGCUCACGCAUAUCCCGAGUUAGUAGCGGCAUACAAUGAAUUAGACUGGUCAACAUUUGCCGCAGAGCCACUAAGCGGGCAACUGAAGCUCAAUUCGUCCCUCGUGUUCGCCUUCGUCUCGACGCUUCUCAUGGAUAUCUUGCCUCGCACAGGCCGAUACACCUCACUUUAUCACAUUGGGGGUGACGAGGUCAAUCGCGCCGCCUACCUCCUUGAUGAGACGGUGGCCAGUGACGACCCCCAGGUUUUGCAGCCGCUGUUGCAGAUUUUCUUUGAUCAUGUCGUGAGCAUCGCCUACCAACAUGGCUUUCAACCAAUCGUCUGGGAAGAAAUGCUGCUUGACUGGAAUCUGACCCUGCCUUGGGUUAAGCUGGGCGGCAACAGAACUGUAAGCACUCUGGUCCAAGUCUGGCGUAACAGCGAACGAAUCGAAGAAGUGUUGAAGAAGGGCCAUCGAGCCAUAUUUGGCGAUUAUCAUCACUGGUAUCUUGACUGUGGCUUUGGCGGCUUCCUCAACCCUUACCCUGCCGGCAAGUCGCCCGUCGGCGUACCGUACAACACAUCGGGAGGACAUCCGAGCAAACUAAAGAAACCAUAUCUGGAUUAUUGCAACCCAUUCCAUAAUUGGCGUGACAUGUACACCUAUGAUCCUUUGGCGAAUAUCAGCCCCGAUCUGGUUGAUAACGUGGAGGGCGGAGAAGUUCUGAUGUGGAGUGAGCAGACUGAUUCCAUAGACCUCGAUUCCAAGCUCUGGCCUAGAGUGGCGGCUGCGGCAGAAGUGCUCUGGACGGGUGUCAGGGAUGAAACGAUGCUUGAAGAUGCAUCUCGGAGGCUGGGGGAAUGGAGGGAGCGAGAAGUCACGGAUUUCCAAACGGCUGUGUCGCCGGUCCAUAUGACUUGGUGUCUAAUGGAGGGUGGAUGCAACCUCUAA